Meloidogyne enterolobii is the source of this 444-nucleotide messenger RNA. Lineage: Eukaryota; Metazoa; Nematoda; Chromadorea; Rhabditida; Meloidogynidae. The record is from the annotation of a GenBank genome assembly.
ACAGCUCUAUACACUCUUUGUAUUUGUGAUUCUUUCCUUAUUUCAAUGGUUGUAGUCUACCAUUCAUUAGAAGCUUGUUCAAUUCUAUUAUUGGGCACUAAUGUUAUGUGGGACGAACAAAGUAGUGUUCUCAUAACUCAUGGCAUUGUUAGUGCAGCGACUACUUCUUCUACUUUACUCGUUGUCUUCAUAACCUUCCGUCGUUUUUUGGUUGUCUGGUGGCCUUUAAAAUAUGCCAGAAUACGCGAACCUAAAAGAAACGAUCAACUUCAAAAAUCUUUUUCUUCAAUGGAAGAAGCUUGCACAGAAAAUAGUGGAAUAUUUAAAAGUGGGGGUCUAGCAAGGAGUUUCUCCAAAAGAUUUUUGUCUACAUCGACAACUUACAAAAAACCGAAUAUUCGAAAAAUUCUGCAUCCAUUUAUUUUUCCAAGUAAUUUGCUUUAA